Molecule: messenger RNA, 1326 nt
Organism: Pectinophora gossypiella (pink bollworm)
Lineage: Eukaryota; Metazoa; Arthropoda; Insecta; Lepidoptera; Gelechiidae
Product: transcriptional repressor scratch 2-like
Exons: 2
Coding region: 82-1326 (414 amino acids)
Biological process (GO): regulation of transcription by RNA polymerase II
Molecular function (GO): RNA polymerase II cis-regulatory region sequence-specific DNA binding; DNA-binding transcription factor activity
Source: RefSeq, a predicted model, not a curated record
CGCCGCUCUUUCUCUUUUCUCUCUUUUUCUCUGUUCGUCUGUCUCUUGAUGCGGCCGCGCUAGGCCGAUGCGGGCGCCGCCAUGCCGCGCUGCCUCAUGGCCAAAAAGUGGAAGGCGGCCCCGGGUGCGGAGCUGGGAGACGAGUCGGACGAGGAGAUCGACGUGGUCGGCGAGGGGCGCGGCCGAAGCCCCGCGCCCGCCGCCACCGCGCCGGGGCCUUCGCCCCGCGAUCCCGAGCCCACGCUCCUCUACAACGGUUACACCGAGGAGCAGCCUUCCACGCAGUUCACGGCCCAGCUGCCGCGCGAGGUAAGCGCGGCGGCGGGCGCCGGCGCCGCCUCUCCGCCUCUCUCUUAUGCCCUUCUGCAACUAUCCUCCGACUCGCCCGAACAGCCCUUCCUGCAAGUGCAGCUCCAACCUUCUGUCUCCCCUCCCCCGCCACCGGCGAGCGGCAAGUCCAUCUCCAUGUGCUACACUAGUACCGGCGCUCUUCUCUCUCUUCCACCAAAGAAAAAGGACAUCUAUCGCCCAUACUGCCUCGGCGAGCGGGCAGCACACCUGGAGCGAGCCGAAGAGGACCUGAACGCGGCACACGCCAUCCUUGACCUGAGCCAGCAUGCGGUAUUCCUGUCACCGCCGCGCGCCGAGCCCGCGCCCGAGCCACCUCCGCCUCCGCCGCCGCCGCCGCCCCCCGCGCCGCCCUCCCCGGAACCCACUAGCCCGGAACGCCCCAAGGAAACCGUCGCUUACACGUACGACGCCUUCUUCGUAAGUGACGGCCGCUCCAAACGCCGCAACUAUGCCAACGCACCGGUCGAGAGUGCCCAACAACCAGAACCAAAAUCUAAGUACACUUGCAGUGAGUGCGGGAAGAGAUACGCCACUUCAUCGAACCUGUCAAGACACAAACAGACACACCGCAGCCUCGACUCACAAUCGGCCAAACGGUGCGGCGAAUGCGGCAAGGCAUAUGUUUCCAUGCCUGCGUUGGCGAUGCACGUAUUAACUCACCAGUUAUCACACGUGUGCGGCGUGUGUGGCAAAUUAUUCUCGCGGCCGUGGUUGCUGCAGGGGCACCUCCGUUCUCAUACCGGGGAAAAACCGUACGGGUGUGCUCACUGCGGGAAAGCAUUCGCGGAUCGUUCCAACUUGCGCGCGCAUAUGCAGACACAUUCCGCCGACAAGAAUUUCGAAUGUUCGCGCUGCCACAAGACAUUUGCGUUGAAGAGCUACCUCAACAAGCACCAAGAGUCGGCCUGCGUACGCGACGACGAGUCACCGGAAGUUGACUCUCCCGCGGCGGCACCUGCCUCCGCCUCGGGCUAG